UGUGGGUAAGGUAAGGUCGGUGAUGGAAAUGCAAAAAUAUUAAGCAUUUUUAAUUACAAAACAAAAACUUGCUAUCGCUGUCCUUCGAACUGCUUCCCAAUUUUACUCUAUCUUUCUCUCUUCGUUUUCAUAAUCAUCUAUUUGAAGCUUAUCUUUCUCUCUACCAAAUCUCUGUCCCUCUGAUUCUCCAACAAGCUUUUCUUAGGGGACACUUUCGGUUUUUGAUGGAAGUCUAAAUUUUGGAAGCUGCUGGAUUUUCUUAUGGUAAGUAGCCAGAAUGGAAGUCCGUUUGGAUUUCUUGGAUUUGCUUCAACCCGACAUGUCGAGAAAGAUUUUAAUGUGCUUGGAUGAUAUUUCUGAUAUUGUUCGUGCGAGUGCCGUCUCACGAUGUUGGCAACAUUUGGUGAUAGAAAACGGUCUUUCGAAGCAGCUCUGCUUUAGAUCAUUCCCUCAUUUGUCUCGAGUAGCUUCGAUUGUUGAAGUGAACAAUUCGGAAGUGAAUGGGAACAAAGAAGUAGCAUGUAGUAGUUCAAGAGAUUCCAAAUCUGCGCAGAGGGAUCACAGAGUUUAUGCUUAUCUUGCACAUGCAUCUGCAUCAUUUCUUAUGAGACAUUGCAUUUCCGAGGCAAUUAUUGCUUCAAGCACCGAUAAUGAUCCUGAGGAAAGCAUCAAUAACACCUUGGACGCAAGAGAUCUUGUUGCAAGGAGGGCUUCAUAUUGGUCAAGUAAAGGACAGUUUAAACCUGAUGUACCCGAGACGCUGAUAUACAAAUUGGUCUCCAAUUUAUGUGUUGUAUAUGAAGUUAACAUACGACCUUUCCAAGCAUUUUUUCAGACAGGUUUACCCAUAUACUCUGCAAAGGCUGUGCGUUUUCGGUUUGGUCACUUAAAACACGUCAUGGAUCUUAGGAGUGAUUUGGUUGGGGAGUCACACUGUGGAUCUGCAAAAGAAACAUUUAUAUGGACAUAUACUUCUCCAGAAUUCCCGAUGGCUCAGGAGAAUUACUUGCAGAGGUUCAAACUUCCUGAACCCGUUCUUUGCAUUGGAGGUAUUUUGCAAGUUGAGCUACUUGGCAGGGUACAAAGACAAGAAACUGAUGCUUUGUUCUACAUAUGUGUUUCUCAUGUUCAAGUUAUCGGGCGGCCAUUGUCGCCUGCAUUUGAUGUUGAAAUCCUUGAACCCUCAUGGGAUUUUAUAUUAAAAUGUAACCAUCAAGCAAAGACUUCUAACCAAUUAAGCAUGCUUGAGAAUGAGCCACGCACAAUCCUUCCCACGUAUUUGGGGAGGCGUGUAAUUGAAUUGCGACAGAUUGUGAAUAUGCUUCGAGGUAACGUAGUUCAAGGUGAGGAUUAUGCAUGGGCUGAGGAUGAAGAUGACAGAUGAAGAUGACAGAAGAAGAGAGAGAGAAAGAUUGUUGUUUGUAAUUUCUCUUACAUUUUGCCUUAAAACUGAAUCCCAACCAUCUAUCUAGAAUUGUGACAAAUAAUCUGUGCAUACUAUAUUUUGCUCGUUUGUGUAUAUGAAUGUGAAAAGCACAGCUCUUCUUUUUGUUGCUUCAUAAAA
Messenger RNA from Cucumis melo (muskmelon), 1564 nucleotides. RefSeq names its product F-box protein At4g00755. The transcript is spliced from 6 exons. Gene Ontology annotation, molecular function: protein binding. The record is from RefSeq and is a predicted model, not a curated record. NCBI's taxonomy places the organism in Eukaryota, Viridiplantae, Streptophyta, Magnoliopsida, Cucurbitales, Cucurbitaceae. The coding region runs from base 278 to 1384 and encodes 368 amino acids.